AUGUCCAUCGGGGAGUGUGCGGGGGCUCGGCUGACCGCACUGCCCCCCUCCACAGUGGACCACGUGUUCCCCGACCCGGGCGUGAGCCUGCUGGCGGCCUACGAGCAGUGGCGGGAGCGUGCAGACAGCGGGGCGUGCUGUGACUACUCCCUGCAUGUGGACGUGCCCCGCUGGCACGAGAGCAUCAGGGAGGAGCUGGAGGCCCUGGUCAGGGACAAAGGCGUGAACUCCUUCCUGGUGUUCAUGGCGUACAAGGACCGGUACCAGUGCACCGACGGCCAGAUGUACGAGGUCUUUAGCAUCAUCCGGGACCUGGGCGCCCUGGCGCAGGUGCACGCAGAGAACGGGGACAUCGUGGAAGAGGAGCAGAAGAGGCUGCUGGAGCUUGGCGUCACGGGCCCCGAGGGCCAUGUGCUCAGCCGCCCCGAGGAGGUGGAGGCCGAGGCCGUGUACCGCGCCGUCACUAUCGCCAAGCAGGCCAACUGUCCCCUGUAUGUCACCAAGGUGAUGAGCAAGGGUGCGGCCGACGUGGUCGCCCAAGCGAAGCGCAGGGGGGUGGUCGUGUUUGGGGAGCCCAUCACCGCCAGCCUGGGCACUGACGGCUCACACUACUGGAGCAAGAACUGGGCGAAGGCCGCGGCCUUCGUCACAUCGCCCCCCAUCAACCCGGACCCCACCACCGCGGACCACCUCACCUCCCUGCUGUCCAGCGGGGACCUUCAGGUGACCGGCAGUGGCCACUGCACCUUCACCACCGCCCAAAAGGCCGUUGGCAAGGACAACUUCACGCUCAUCCCUGAGGGCACCAAUGGCAUCGAGGAGCGGAUGUCUGUGGUCUGGGAGAAGUGUGUGGCCUCGGGGAAGAUGGAUGAGAAUGAGUUUGUCGCUGUGACCAGUACAAAUGCAGCCAAAAUCUUCAACAUUUACCCGAGGAAGGGGCGUGUGGCUGUGGGCUCCGACGCUGACCUGGUUAUUUGGAACCCCAAGGCCACAAAAAUCAUCUCUGCCAAGAGCCACAACCUGAACGUGGAGUACAACAUUUUCGAAGGCCUCGAGUGCCGAGGGGCCCCCACGGCGGUCGUGAGUCAGGGCAGGGUCGUGAUGGAGGAUGGGAACAUGUUCGUCACCCCUGGGGCCGGCCGCUUCAUCCCUCGGAAGACGUUCCCCGACUUCGUCUACAAGAGGAUAAAGGCGCGCAACCGGGUAAGGCCUGAUCCGGGCGGGGCGGGGGGACUCCUGGGACCUGGUUCACCUCCAGGCGGUUCCACCUCCUGGUCAGCCUGGCCCGGCCGCCCUGAGUAG
Suricata suricatta (meerkat) is the source of this 1302-nucleotide messenger RNA. RefSeq names its product dihydropyrimidinase like 4 (gene DPYSL4). The transcript is spliced from 10 exons. Gene Ontology annotation, molecular function: hydrolase activity, acting on carbon-nitrogen (but not peptide) bonds, in cyclic amides. Lineage: Eukaryota; Metazoa; Chordata; Mammalia; Carnivora; Herpestidae. The coding region runs from base 1 to 1302 and encodes 433 amino acids. The record is from RefSeq and is a predicted model, not a curated record. Gene Ontology annotation, cellular component: cytoplasm; cytosol.